AUGGACAAGAAUAGGUUGACCUUCCGGGAAACAGAUGAGGCUGGCAAUCCCACUGCAACAUUCAUCUACUCAGGAGAUGGUUCAAAGGGGCGAGUGGACGUGAUAAGUUCCUCUAAACCCACCUCAUGGUCCAAGCCUCUAUUCAGCUCUCUGAGUGACGUUUUCCUUCCGUCUGGAUAUCCCCAUAGUGUCAGUGAUGACUAUCUUCCAUACCAAGUAUUCGACUCCCUCCAAGCCUUCAGCAGCUCAAUAGCAGGCCUCCUCUCCUCCCGCGCGGUUCUCCAAGGUACCAAGCCCAACUCCCACCGCAAUACCCAAAUCAAAACUAACAAUCCAGGCGUGGGCGUCGGCAACGCAACCGCCUCCCCAACCUCCGCCCUCCUCCUGCACAUACUGCAAGACACAUCAGGCCGCAUAGCCACAAUCCUCUUCGCACACCGCGUCGGCACAGCCCUAGAACCAGAAUGUAAGUCCUACCGACUCGCAGCAGACAUCUUCAACGACAUCGCCAUGAUCCUCGACUGUCUCAGUCCCGGUGUGCCGGGGGGCGCAAUGCGCGUGGCAGUGCUCAGUGCUGCGGGUGUGCUGCGCGCGCUGUGUGGUGUUGCUGGGGGUAGCUCGAAGGCUAGUCUUAGUGCGCACUUUGCGCGGUGGGGGAAUUUGGCGGAGGUUAAUGCUAAAGAUUCGUCUCAGGAGACUGUUAUCUCGCUAUUUGGCAUGCUGGUCGGAUCCCUGGUCAUAUCACACAUAACAAGUUUCACAACAACCUGGGCGGUCCUCCUCCUCCUGCUAGCAACGCAUCUAAGCAUGAACUACGCCGCCGUGCGCGCAGUGCAAAUGACAAGUCUGAACCGACAACGAGCGAACAUCGUCUUUUCCGCUCUCCUCGCGUCAGACCAAGUUCUAGCCUUGCGCCAAGAUCAAGAUCUCAAGUCCAACCGACUUACGCCCCUCACGCCCGCGCAGGUCGCGAGACAGGAACGCAUCUUCCCUAAUGGCACUUUACAGUGGACGGACUGGUCUACUGGAUCUGCAUCAGUGCAGACGCUUGGCUCGGCCAAAAUCGGUAUAUCAAUGGCUUUGUUCUUGGAUUCUAUCAAGAAUACGUCUACGCCGUUAGACCGGCUUACGGCGCUGUUCCAGGACGAGGCGUAUAUGCUCUUUCUUUCUCCGUUGGCUCCGAAGAAAUGGCAUGUUUCGAUCCUCUUGAAGAAAGAAUGUUCCGUUGCCGAUCAGCUAAAAGCGUGGGCUCAUGGAUUGUUAGCAGCGAGGAUUCUCAGGGCCGAAUCUGAAUCUGAAUCUGGAUCUGGAUCUGAUAUCUUUGACGUUAUUGAAAAAACACUUUCUGCACUCAACGGCCGCUUUGCUGGAUAUUUGCAUGCGUUGGGUGGUGCCGGGUGGGAUGUUGAUAUUGCUGCUCUUGAGACGGGGGCUGGGAAGAGGGUUGAUGUUGAUGUUGAUGUUGGGAUUUGA
Molecule: messenger RNA, 1473 nt
Organism: Penicillium soppii
Lineage: Eukaryota; Fungi; Ascomycota; Eurotiomycetes; Eurotiales; Aspergillaceae
Product: RUS1 family protein
Exons: 6
Coding region: 1-1473 (490 amino acids)
Source: RefSeq, a predicted model, not a curated record